Messenger RNA from Athene cunicularia (burrowing owl), 2279 nucleotides. RefSeq names its product potassium voltage-gated channel subfamily V member 2-like. Gene Ontology annotation, cellular component: membrane; voltage-gated potassium channel complex. Bases 218 to 1741 code for a protein of 507 amino acids. The transcript has 2 exons. Gene Ontology annotation, biological process: potassium ion transmembrane transport; protein homooligomerization. Gene Ontology annotation, molecular function: delayed rectifier potassium channel activity. Lineage: Eukaryota; Metazoa; Chordata; Aves; Strigiformes; Strigidae. The record is from RefSeq and is a predicted model, not a curated record.
GCACAAACCACGAUCUGAUAAGCAGCCGGCUUUGGGAACCGGGCAGUGCCACAUGGCACCGUGACUCGGGCAGCGCCGCUCGGGCAGGGGCUCCCCACGCUCCUUGGCUCGCAGCGCUCGUCCCUGCCAGCGUGCGCCUGGCGGGAGCUUCCCAUGAAGCCAGAGCUGCGGUUCCCCAGCCCGUCCUGGGAAUCGCUGCUCGGCGGGGUCAGGCCCGAUGAGGCAGGUGGGGAUGAGACGCGCGAGUGUCUCUGCCAGCCUGAGGACAGGGGAUCGCUGCGGGUGCUGCCGGGCGCUGGCGGAAGGGGACGUCCACAUCCCCUUCGCACAGGACAGCCUGGUGAAGCAGUGGAGCUCCAUGCAGAAUGUGAUAGACAGAAGCCAGGAGAAAAGUAAGACUCCCAUCCAAAGGAACAAGUACUUGCUCAACAUUAACGUGGGUGGCAAAUUGUUCCAGAUAGCCUACAAGGUAGCGGCCCGCUAUCCCAUCACCCGGCUGGGGAAGCUGGCCCUUUAUACAGACCCGAUGAAGAAGCUGCAGCUCUGUGAUGACUACUCGGUGCAGAAGAACGAGUACUUCUUCGACAGAGAUCCUUCAAUUUUCCACUAUAUCUUCCACUUCUACCGCAGUGGAGUCCUGUGGAUAAUGGAUGAGAUGUGCCCCAGCAACUUCGUGGAGGAAAUCGAGUACUGGGGAAUCCAUCUGAAGUACUCCCAACACUGCUGCCGGAUCCUGUUUGAGGAAAAGCGAGAUGAAGUCAGUGAGUACCUGAAAAUACAGAAGGAGCUGGAGGCAGAACUGGAGCCCCUGGACUCGGUGGAGCAGUUUGAGGGCAAGUUUCUGGGAUGGUUUCGGAAGAUGAUCUGGAACCUCAUCGAGAACCCGUACUCUUCUGUGGCAGCCAAGAUCAUUGCUGUUAUGUCGAGCUUCUUUGUGCUUAUCUCCAUCGUGGGCAUGACACUGAGCACAGUGGAGGAGAUGAAACACAAGACGGGGAAGAUGUGGAUGGAGCAGCUGGAGAUGAUCUGUGCCAUCUUCUUCACCUCCGAAUACCUCAUGCGACUCAUAUCCUCCUCCAGCUUCAAGAACUUCUUGCGGGCAGCGUUCAAUGCUGUAGACCUGGUGGCCAUCCUGCCCUUCUACAUCCAGAUCCUCUUUGAAAAUCUGGAAGAUGGAGACAUGCUUUACCACGAGGAACUGCACAAGGUGGAGAAUGUGAGCAAGCUGGGCAAAGUCCUCAAGCUCAUCAAGCUCAUGAGGAUUUUCCGCAUCCUCAAGCUGGCGCGCCACUCCACCGGCCUCCGGGCCUUCGGCUUCACCAUGCGCCAGUGCUACCAGCAGGUUUGCUGCCUCUUCCUCUUCAUCGCCAUGGGGGUCUUCACCUUCUCUGCUCUCAUGCACUCAGUGGAACACGAUGUCCCAGGCACCAACUUCACCAGUAUCCCCUACACAUGGUGGUGGGCAGCGGUCAGCCUCUCCACUGUGGGCUACGGAGACACGGUGCCUGACACGGUGCUCGGCAGGAUGGUGGCAUUCGCCUGCAUCUCCUUCGGCAUCAUCCUCGACGGCAUGCCCAUCUCCGUCCUCUACAACAAGUUUUCUGACUACUAUGCCAAGCUGAAGGCCCACGAGAAUGAGAUCAGCCGCUCGCUCAAGCUGUCCAGGAGGAUCUGCCUGAAAAAGCGAGUCCUGCAAAAGCUGUCGGAGUGCUGCGGGGCCAACCCCCGCUGUCACCACUGACCCUUCGCCCCCCGGACACCCCUUCCACCGUGAUGCAUCCUGGCGGUCCCUGGGGCAGGUCCUGUCCCCCACGACUCGGGCACCGAGCAGCAAGUCACAGCAGCAUCAGGGGGGUCUGUACAGGUGCCGCCGCCAGCUCAGGCUGUUUGGAGGGAUGAAACGUGCCGGUGACUGUGCUGUGACCUUCCUCAUUGCGUGCUGGGCCCCGUUGUCCCACAGGGCCGUCAGUAAAGUACCAGCUAAAGAGCAUGGCAGGACAUCUGGCGGUGGUGGUCUGGGGCAGGGGGCACCCCGAGGGCACAGGAGUGCGCAGGGGGGUGCUGGGUUUAUGUGUUCUGGGAGGGCGGAGGAGGCAUCUUCAGUGGUGGCCCCCGUGAGGAGCUUCUUGAGCUCCCCUGGCUCCAAGCUGGCCAAGGCUGAGCCAGCGGCUGCACCUCUGUGACAGCGGAUUUACGGAGGGGAACUGGAGGAGGAGCGGGAGCUGCGAGGAGGAGCUACGAGGGAGACACCUCUGCAGACCCCGAGGUCAGCGGAAGGC